ACAAAAAUAUCUAUCACACAAUUCUUCCUCCUCAACAACCCAAAACAUUGACAACCUGUGUGAGUUUUGCAAUGAUGAGAGGUGCUGCUUCGACCGGACUAUUAGCAGUCACGGUAAUGAUGCUAGUGGUAUUGAACCAAUUAGAGAGUGCUACUGCUAAUGCUUCGUUAUCAUCACCAUCAAACAAAAUUUAUUGUAAUAUUUAUAGAGGAAGUUGGGUCUACGACAAAUCUUACCCUCUCUAUGAUUCCAAGUCUUGCCCUUUCAUCGAGAGACAGUUUAGCUGCAAGCUUAAUGGUCGCCCCGACAGCGAUUACCUCAACUAUCGUUGGCAACCAACCGGUUGCAAUAUCCCAAGAUUCAACGGCUUAGAUUUUCUGGAAAGAAUAAUGAGAGGGAAGAGAAUGAUGUUCGUGGGAGAUUCAUUGAGUCUCAAUCAAUGGCAGUCUCUCACGUGUUUGCUCCACAACGCCGCACCAAACGCUAACUUCACCAUGACUCGUACCCCUUCUGGCCUCUCCAUCUUCUCUUUUCCCGCUUACAAUGCAACGAUUAUGUUCUCAAGAAACGCGUUUCUUGUGGAUAUAGUCGGAGCCCCACCAAAGCGAGUGAUUAAACUCGACUCAAUCUCGAGCGGUUCGCUAUGGAAAACCGCAGACGUUUUGGUCUUCAACUCUUGGCAUUGGUGGCUUCACACCGACCGAAAACAACCAUGGGACGCAGUUGAGUAUGGGAAUAUAACGGUUAGAGACAUGGACCGGUUAGUGGCCUAUGAGACAGCGAUUAGGACUUGGGCUAAGUGGAUAGAUCAAAACAUUGAUCCUUCCAAAACUAAAGUCUUUUUCCAAGGUGUCUCUCCUGACCAUACCCACUCAAGCGAAUGGUCUAAGCAAGGUGGUAAAGGCAGCUGCAUUGGAGAAGCCAAGCCUGUUAUGGGAUCAAUCUAUUUGGCAGGGCCACACAGAGCAGAGAUGGUUGUGGAGAAAGUGAUCAAGACGAUGAAGAAUCCAGCUCGGUUAAUGGACGUGACAUUGAUGUCUCAGCUAAGGAAAGAUGGACAUCCUUCGGUCUACGGAUUUGGCGGUCACAAGAACCCCGAUUGUAGCCACUGGUGUCUUGCUGGAGUUCCGGAUAGCUGGAACCAGCUCUUGUACUCUGAGUUGUUUCAUUCUUGAUUGCUCAUUGAUAUAGAGACUCUCGAACCUAGCUCAAUUCAUUAUACAUAUAUAUUUGGUUGUUUUGAUUCAUGUAUGUCUUAAAGUCAUUUUGG
Molecule: messenger RNA, 1270 nt
Organism: Eutrema salsugineum
Lineage: Eukaryota; Viridiplantae; Streptophyta; Magnoliopsida; Brassicales; Brassicaceae
Product: protein trichome birefringence-like 43
Exons: 5
Coding region: 72-1175 (367 amino acids)
Cellular component (GO): Golgi apparatus
Molecular function (GO): O-acetyltransferase activity
Source: RefSeq, a predicted model, not a curated record